Messenger RNA from Lethenteron reissneri (Far Eastern brook lamprey), 4618 nucleotides. Its product is annotated as ankyrin repeat domain-containing protein 13C-like. The record is from RefSeq and is a predicted model, not a curated record. Gene Ontology annotation, biological process: protein retention in ER lumen. Gene Ontology annotation, molecular function: signaling receptor binding. Gene Ontology annotation, cellular component: cytoplasm. NCBI's taxonomy places the organism in Eukaryota, Metazoa, Chordata, Hyperoartia, Petromyzontiformes, Petromyzontidae.
AUAACAUUCGUUCCGCUGCAAUAGCAUAUCGGAUAAGGGGCAUAUGUACGCGUCAGAAUAGAUAUAUUUACUGAGCUUGAUUCCUAUUCAGAUUGGUGGUUUCGUGUGAGAGGCUGCUGCUGCUGCUGUCUGAGAUCCAAGAGGAGGCGGCAGGCGGAGCAGCUCAAAGGAGUCGGGUAAUCGUCAACGUCGCCAACUCGUCUGAUGGAGUCUUAUUGGCCAGAGACACCUGGGGUACUGGUCUGCCAGCAGGGGGCGAUGAUUAGUUGCCCCGAGCAGGGGACAUGGGGCAAUUGAAGGGCCCUGGCAGCAUGACGGGGGAAACGCUGCACCUGUCGGGGGAGCUGCGCAUGCCAGCCGGCGCUGCUCUCCCGUGCAAGGACGCCAUCUUCCCUCCGCCGACCCCGGCUUCUCCGGCCAUCGGAGGGGCCGCCGCCAUCGUCGCGGCCGAUGACGACGACGCCGGUGGCGGCGGGGACGCGGCGGUGGUGGUGGCAUCGCCUCGGCGUAGCGGGGUGCCUUCCCCAUGGCGGAGCGGGGGGCUGCCCUCCUCGGCCGGGCUGCACCCCCUGCACCACGCGUGCUUCCACGGGGACGCACGGCGCGCCCUCGCCGUGCUGGCCGGCAACCCAGCAGCACUCACUCAGAGGGACCCGCACGGAAACACUGCCCUGCACGUCGCCGUGAUGCUGGGCAAUCGAGACUGCACGAGGGUUCUGCUGGCUCACAACGCUCCGGUCAAGUCCCGGAACGCACAGGGAUGGAGUCCCCUGGCCGAGGCCGUGAGCCUGGGACAUCGGCAAACGAUCGCGUCGCUCGUGAGGAAGUACAAGAUGCAGUCGCGGGAGAGCGCAGAAAUCCGCAGGCCUCGCCUCCUCAAGGCCAUGCAGGAACUCGGAGACUUUUACCUGGAGGUUCACUGGGACUUCCAGAGCUGGGUGCCACUCGUGUCCCGAAUGCUGCCGUCGGAUACGUGCAAGGUCUACAAGCACGGAAGCAACAUAAGGAUGGACACGACGCUGAUCGAUUUCAGCGACAUGAAGUGGCAGCGGGGUGACCUCAGCAUCUUGUUCGGCGGAGAGACGACGUCGAGCCAAGCGUUCACCGUGCUCGACAACAGCAGUCGCGUGUACCAGCGCAUCCAGUACAAGGACGCUGAGGUGGACACGGAGGAGGAGGUGGAUGCUCUGAUGAGUCGCGACAUCGUGUCCAUCACGAUGUCCACCAAGAACAUCGGCUUCCACCGCGCUCACUCUGGCUGGCUCUUCUCCAAAGGAAAAACGGAGCGAGUGGGGGACUUUGUAGGGGAGCUCUUCUCCAUCUCGGGGCUGUGUCUUGUGUCGAGGAAGCGCCGUGAGCAUCUCACGGAGAGCGACGUGCAGCGGAACAAGGCCCUGCUCGACAGCCUACGGCAGGGGGGGGCGCCCCCCCACCCCCCCGCCCUGCCCAGCAAACGGGACUCUUUGGCUCCGCCCCCAAGCUGCACCGUCCAAUGGGAAGACUACAUCGCAGCGGAGCCUGGAAGGCCUCCGGUGCUUGCUCGGCGUCCCAUUUGCAAGGAGACCAAGAAGCAUUUCCGCGCCACGGUGGCGAUGUGUCCCGACUUCCCCGUCAACCUCCACCUGCUGCUCAAUGUGCUGGAGGCCGUGGCUCCAUUCAAACACUUCAGCAAACUGCGACAGUUCGUGGAGAUGAGACUGCCCCCUGGCUUCCCCGUCAAACUGGACGUGCCGGUGUUCCCCACCGUGAGCGCCACCGUAACGUUCCGAGAGUUCCGCGCCCAGGAAUCCUUCCCGCCGGAGCUCUUCCUCGUGCCGCACGGAUACACUGAGGAUCCGGCACACUUCCCCGACCUCUGAGAGAAACAGCUCCACUCCGUCCCACCCUCCAUUCCUCCAUCCCUCCCCCUUUCCCUCCCUCUUUCCCUCCAUCCCACCCAUCCUCUGCACAUCGCUGGCUCUCUCUCUCCUGUCUCUUUCCUGUCCAUCUCCUCUCUCUCCCCUCUCUCGUCUCUUUCUCCAGUCUCCUAUCUGUCUCACCCCCCUGCCCGCCACUGGCCUCUGACGCCUGCCACGUUGCCCGUCAUCAUGACACAAACACAUUUCCUAAAAUGAGAGAGACAUUUCCCAAAACCCUCGUUAAAAUUACACGAAAAAUUAAGCGAACAAAGUACGCCGAUUUCCCAUAUCCGUCCCUCCACGUUACAAAAGUUACAGGCAUGGUAAUUAAGUAUAUUAUUUACGUAUCCCAGAAGGCCAUUAUUUCACCAACAUUGUUUCGGGGUUCGACAACUCUGGGUGGCCCUCCUCCUCAUCCUGAACCUGCGACCCCCUCUCCCUGCCACACGAGUCGAUAUCGCCAGACGUCGGGCGUCCAACAUUUCGCUUCACGUGCCCCAGGGUGCUUCCGUCAGGAGCGGCAAUGUGACAACGUCCGGCACGUGGAGCGAAACUGUCGGGCGUCACGCCGAAUGGUACACGCAGCGCGACCGCAGCACUACCGAAGCACGACCGCAACACUACGUAGCGCUACCGAAGCACAACCAUAACACAUACCAUAGUAUAACCGCAGCACGACCGCAAAACUACCGCAGCGCUACCGCGAACGCCCACGCGGUGUUUCCUGUCUUCCCAACGUCUCUCUUCUGUCUCUCUUUUACUCGCCUAACCCAGGAUGGGAGGGGGGGCUCUCCUCUCCGACGGAGAGCCAGAUGAAUUUCAUUGCGCUGCAACCUACGCAACGCGCUGUGUCUCUGUGUUUGUGUCGCGGCCCCCGAGCGCGAACACCUUUGUGCGUAAACCCCUUCGCGUUGUUCAGAGAUAACGAGAAGUGUCCCUUUCUGCGCGUCGACCGAGCCGAGAGAUCCUCGCAGAGACAGAAGCAAGUAAAUUAUAAACACGUUGGCAUUGCCGGGUAGAAAAUAUCCGACCCCCCCCCCCAAGUACUCAAUGAGUGCUGCUCAGGCUGAUGGACAUCGGUGUUCGCGGGCCAUUUCCAAGUGGUAGGCCUCUUGUUGCCGUGGGCCGUGUGAAGUCAUGGGCCGUGUGAAGUGAAGUCACGGGCUGUGUGAAGUGAAAUUACGGGCCACGUGAAGUGAAGUCACGGGCUGUGUGAAGUGAAGUUACGGGCCACGUGAAGUGAAGUCACGGGCUGUGUGAAGUGAAGUUACGGGCCGUAUGAAAAUAUACGGUAAUGCUAAUGGGGCGAAUGGGCCAGGACAAAUGGGACAGAAAUAUAGUGAGAAACGACACAAAGAGAAACAGACAGAGUGAAACAAAAACAAGACUUCAGGAAAAAUUAGGUGGAUGAUAAAAACAAGACGGUUCAAACGAGUUGGACAACCCCAGUGGACAUGAUUAACGAGAUGUAGACAUUCCAAACAAGUCGGUACAGAUGAGAUGGACGAUACAGAUGAGACGCACUUAAUGAGACAGACUGUCUCGUUAAGGAUUGGGGGGGGGUUGAGUUGCGUGACCCGCACACCAGCAUUUAAUGACGAAGAGUGUCCGACUAAAUGUUUAUGACUGCUGUAGCCGACUCGACUAAGAAAUGAGUAAACAUGAACUUCCGCUGAGCCUCGACUAGAACUCCACAGGCCGCAAUGGCCGUCGGCAAUGAAACCGACGACUCGAUUGCCAUCGCCCGUCCCAACUGUGCGAGUCUGGAGAUUUAACCAAAUGAUUCGGUGCUGUUGCUGCUGCUGCAUUGGCAGUGAUGCACAAGCACAAACAACAACAAAAACAAACGCAGCUCUAUACACUCGUCAAGAACAACAAUGUGUGUGUGUGUUGCCUUUCGAAAGGGAGAGAAUAUAAUUAGGUGAUGUUUUGGGCAAUGGUUCCUUCGUCACAGUGUCACAGCACGUGGAGAGAGAGAGGCGAAAGUGUGUGUCGAGUGGUUUGUGUCAUUUGCGAAAGGGCGAGGUCUGGGAAUGCUGACGCGUGACAUUUUAAUCGUUGUGCUACAAAAACAGUAAUCCAAUAACAGUUGCGAAUUAGUCGGCAAUGCAAAUAGUAAAUAUGAUUCAUCAUCUUUGGGGGCUAGAUCCUCAUGUACGUGUAAUGUAAUUUUUCUAACAAUAACCCUCCACCACCUGACCGGCAAGGCCAAUCAAAUCCAGUUUGUGACAGCGUUGACAAAAAUAUCGGUCGUUAUCAAAUGUUUUACGAAAGGCGUUUCGGGAGAAGACGUUUACUUUCUUAGAGCGAUUUUAACAUAUGACAAUUAUUAUUCCAAGUGGUAUCUUUUAAACGAAAUUACGUUUGGAUACGACCAGACUUUUAUUUUUUAAAAGAACAAUUUAACGGAUGACAAAAAACAAGUGGUGUCACCCGUCGAACAAAUAUCCCGGACCAGCAAAAUUAAUUUUAGCGUGUCCAGCAUGGUGCUGAGUGUAUUCUGGUGAUGCGAUGACCACAUUCCAGCGAGAGGUGUUACCGGCGGUAACUCAAUAACCCACAUUCACGCUUUUAAGAUAUCCCACGCGGAGGUUUAUUGGAAUGCCUUGCGAAUCGAUUUCAUUCAUCGUAAUCGAUUUUGUUGGGGUCAGAUCGCCGCGUGAGCAAGAUCCCAAUGUUGUGUCAUCCACAACAACAAUAAAGUUGUUACGUGAACAAAC